CCCUGUGGGACCCCAGAUAUUGUUGAGCUACAACUCCCAUCACCCCUAGCUAGCAAGGCCAGAGCUCAGGCAUGAUGGGAGUUGUAGUCCAACAGCAUGUGCCCAGCUUGAGAGCCACUGAUUGGAGGGAGGCAGUCCUGCUCCCCAGUGAAAUAUUCCCAGCCUGCCAUUGGCGUGGGCCGCCAUUUCCCUAUCUCCACGGUCUCACCCGCGUUGCCCCCACCCGCGCGUUCUCUGCUUUUUUCCUAUCUCUACGUUCCCACUCCGGGCGCGAUGCCGGCUUCCCGGGCCCCGGCCGCGCGUGCGCGAGGGCGGAGUCUACGGGUCGGGAGGAGGGACCCGAAGGAGGGAGGCGCUGACGCCGCGACGUCAACAACCGCCGGGCGCUGCUGCUUCUCCUUCUCCACAGGUGCUGCCGAGGCCGCGUGAGGGAAGCGAGGAGAGAGAGGCGGCGGCGGCGGCCAUGACCAAGUACUGCCGGGCGCCCAACUGCUGCAACUCGGCCAGGGAGCCGCGGACGGACAACCGGCGCCUCAGUUUCUACAAGUUUCCUCUGCACAAUCCUGAACGUCUCCAGCAAUGGCUCUCCCAGAUGAACCAGGAAAAGUGGGUCCCGACGAAGCACCAGCACUUGUGCAGCGAGCACUUUGCCCCAUCCUGUUUUGAAUACCGGUGGGGGGCGCGCUUCCUGAAGCCUGACGCUGUUCCCACCAUCUUCCAGACCUCAGAAGGCUCGCUGAAGAGGGAAAACCCGGCCAGGACUUCCUCCGAUGUCCCAGCUAAGAAGCUCAUCAUUGAAUUCCAAGGGGAGAGGAGCAUGCCGGCACCCCAAGCCAUAAGCUGCCCUGAGCCAAACUCCCUGGAAACACUUGCCAUCGCCAUUGACCCCAGCGUGGCAGCUUCCCCGAUCUAUGUGGAGACCCAGUCCUCCGCCUCAGACUUCCCUGCCCUCUCAGGGCCCUUGGGCGGGGCUGUGAACCUGCUGCCUUUGGUCCAAAUCGUGGAGCCCCUCAAGGCCGUGACGCUGACUGUGUCUUCCCCGGUUGAUGCCAGCCAGCCUCUCCCGGACCGGGUGGAGCAGCAGGUCGUUGACUUCUUGGCCUCGCUGCCGCCGGCGACCCUAGAAGCUACGCCGGGCUCGUCCAGGGGGGCCUCUGAGCCCUUUUCUGCAGAGGUGGCCGUGCCCUGCGAGGUGGCGGCGGCUGCCAACCAGCCGCCGCUGCAGGCCCUGAUGACCGACCCAGCCAUGGCGACGGAGCAAGGGGCGCUCAUCAUCGAGAAUGUCUCCAUCGAGCCGUUUCUGGAGACUGACCCCUCCGCCGCCGCCGUCCUGCGCUCCCUGCAGGAGCCGGCCGCCGAGGUGGUGGCGUACUUCGAGACCAUCCCGACGGCGCCCAUCACGGCUGCCGCCUCUUCCGGCGUGACCCCCCCAGAGACGGUGCUGUCCUCCGCCCUGAGCCUCCCCAUUGUCUCCACCGUCCCCAUCGUCUCCAACCAGGCGCCUCGGAAGGCCCCCCCGGCGGAAGAGGAGAAGCUGGAGGAGCUGAGCUCGGCCGAGUCCUUGGAGGAGCAGCUGGAGGAGCACCGCUACCACAAGCAGGAGGGGGCGACCUCGGAGCUCGUGGAGGUGGUGAUGGGCCUUCAGAAGAAGGUGAAGGUUCUCCAGCAGAGGCACCGCCGGCACUGCGCGAAGCUGGAGGCCAUGGAAGGGGUGGUGGAGCAGCUGCGGAAGGAGAACCUGGUGUCCGAGGAGAAGCUGAAGCUGCUGGAAAUGGUAAGCUGGCUUUGCAGGGCGGCUGGUCUCCUUGGGCCGCAUCCGCAGCUGGGAAACGCAGAGAGGCGAGCGCGGGUCGGAGAUCAGGUCCGCCGGGAUUUCUCAGCUUCUGCGUUUUCCUCUUUAAGCAGGAAGCUUCUAGGCCUCAUGAGAACAGGGGGCGGUUGGGAAUAUAUAUACAGUGGUGCC
This is a messenger RNA of Podarcis muralis (Common wall lizard), 1963 nucleotides long. The record is from RefSeq and is a predicted model, not a curated record. NCBI's taxonomy places the organism in Eukaryota, Metazoa, Chordata, Lepidosauria, Squamata, Lacertidae.